Messenger RNA from Pecten maximus, 1434 nucleotides. RefSeq lists its product as uncharacterized. The transcript is spliced from 4 exons. The coding region runs from base 139 to 1044 and encodes 301 amino acids. The record is from RefSeq and is a predicted model, not a curated record. NCBI's taxonomy places the organism in Eukaryota, Metazoa, Mollusca, Bivalvia, Pectinida, Pectinidae.
AUUGUUUCAGGAGGGAAAUAUUCAUAUUAUCAAAUAAUUCUCAAAUUCAACCACUGAAUAUUUUAAUAAAUUCCAUAAUUAUUUUUUAUCAGCUUUUGAAUUCAUAAACCAUUAACCAGAUUUGUUUUAUUGAAAUUCAUGGGCCGAUUGGUACCUCCAAUAACACUAGUCUCAGUCAAGAAACUUAUUGUAUGUCCUCUUAUAUUUCCUUGUUCUUUAUCUUCUUAUAUUUCCUUGUUCUUUAUCUUCUUAUAUUUCCUUGUUAUAUUUCCUUGUUCUUUAUCUUCUUAUAUUUCCUUGUUCUUUCCAUUUCUGUGUUCUUUCUUAAUUGAUCUGUCUUUAAUCCCAGGAGAACAAAUCUAUGAGCAGCUGAAGGAGAAAGAGGAGAAGAGGAAACCUAAACCGAAUAAACAAAAACCACGGAGAGAAAGUAAUGAAUCUACAAUGACAAAUACUGGGAAAGAUGUGGAUCAGGCACCCAAGAAAAGAGUUAAAAAGGGCAAGCAUCAUGUUGAAACAGAAUUACCAAAGUUGCAUGUCCCUAAAAAAAGAGUCAGAAAGCCAAAAACAGUAGAACUGACAAGCAACAACAUAAGUGAAGAACUUGCUGACCCAGAAUUCACCUGUCCUAUAUGCAAUAUCCAAGGUCAUACCAGUGAUGAAGAGAGUGGGAUUUUCUGGGUUGGCUGUGAUAAUGCAAGGUGUAGCAGGUGGUAUCACCGAGAGUGUCUGACUCAUGACCAGCAUGCAGAUGUUGACUUGAGUCUACUCACUGGUGGUACAUGGCAUUGUCAUCUGUGCCAAAAUGAUGGCAUUCUACAUUCAGAAGAUAUGUCAUGUACCACCCAUGAAGUACUUUGCCAAGUCUGCAUGCUGUCAUGCACUGCGAUCGAAAUUCGUGAUGGCAUUGAUUUGUUCUGGAUUAACUGCAAGUGUGGGAAGUCAUAUCACAAGUCCUGUCUGCCUUCCUAUGUUUACAGAGAGUGGGAUCUGGCAAAGGAAGCCUGGCGCUGUGGACAUUGUCCUGAUCAAAAUCUAAUCUAGUUUAAAAAAAAAUUAUCAAUGAGUAUCAAAAGAACCAUGUCAUUGACAUUCUAUUUUUUGUAUAAUUUACCUGAAUCAAUUUCUUAUUACUUAUUAAUUAACAAAUGAAUUUCACUUCAUUAAAUGUCUUUAAAUUCAUGACUUAUUCAAUGAAUUGACAGAUCUAAAAAAUAAUUCCUUAUAAUUGUAAUUCAUUUAUUAAUUUACAAUAAUCAUCAUAAUUUUCCAUAUUUCAUAACCAUCACCAAUCCAUUCAUGUAAAAAACCAUCUCCGCGAUGCAUUUUUGUUUGUUCUGAAGCUAUGUAUACUUUAUCAAAAUGUUAUGAAGUGUCAGUAUUUAUUUCAUGUAUUUGAGUAUUUCUCCGAUUCCACAAAAAUUGAAAAAAAAA